Molecule: messenger RNA, 3888 nt
Organism: Nerophis ophidion (straightnose pipefish)
Lineage: Eukaryota; Metazoa; Chordata; Actinopteri; Syngnathiformes; Syngnathidae
Product: pituitary homeobox 2
Exons: 3
Coding region: 238-1227 (329 amino acids)
Biological process (GO): regulation of transcription by RNA polymerase II; anatomical structure morphogenesis
Cellular component (GO): nucleus
Molecular function (GO): RNA polymerase II cis-regulatory region sequence-specific DNA binding; DNA-binding transcription factor activity, RNA polymerase II-specific
Source: RefSeq, a predicted model, not a curated record
GAGAGAAAGAAGGAGAGAUGGAGGCGCGCCGUGCUGGUGCGCGCCCAUCCAGCUCCAAUAUCAGCUACCUGUUCUUGUCACUCCGCUAGUCAGCCGCCGCUCGCCGCCGAGGUCAGGAUGGCCAGUUUGAAGAAGCCCGAGCUCUUUUUCCCGGGUGCAAAUUGACUCGCACCCAUGUGCGCAAACCGGGACUUAAUUGACUGAAACUGCUUUUUUUUUUUGCGGGGGGGAGGACUGAUGAACUCUAUGAGGGAUCCAUUAAACCCAAACCCCCACUUGCACCAUCAUCAUCAUCAUCAUCAUCAUCAUCCACAGCCGCAGACGCACACGCACACGCACACCGGGACAAAAGUCGCCUCCGCGCCGGCCAUGGCGUCCGGUUUGCAGCCGCUGACGCGCGCGGUGGACUCCGGCAAGCACCGCAUGGAGGUGCACACAGUCUCGGACACUUCUAGUCCAGAAACUGUGGAGAAAGAAAAGACCCAAAGCAAGAACGACGACUCGUCGGACGACCCGUCCAAGAAGAAGCGUCAGCGGCGCCAGAGGACGCACUUCACCAGCCAGCAGCUGCAGGAGCUGGAGGCCACCUUCCAGAGGAACCGCUACCCGGACAUGAGCACCCGGGAGGAGAUAGCCGUGUGGACCAACCUCACCGAGGCUCGGGUUCGAGUGUGGUUCAAGAACCGGCGCGCCAAGUGGAGGAAGCGGGAGAGGAACCAGCAGGCCGAGCUGUGCAAGAACGGCUUCGGGCCGCAGUUCAACGGACUCAUGCAGCCCUACGACGACAUGUACCCGGGCUACACCUACAACAACUGGGCCGCCAAGGGGCUGACGUCGGCCUCGCUGUCCACCAAGAGCUUCCCCUUCUUCAACUCCAUGAACGUCAACCCGCUGUCGUCGCAGGCCAUGUUCUCACCGCCCAACUCCAUCUCCUCCAUGACGUCCGGCAUGGUGCCGACGGGCGUGACUGGCGUGCCGGGCUCCAGCCUCAACGGCCUCAACAACUUGAACAAUCUCAGCAACCAGGCGCUCAACUCCGGGGUGCCCACGCCGACCUGCCCCUACGCGCCGCCCACGCCGCCCUACGUGUACCGGGACACUUGCAACUCCAGCCUGGCCAGCCUGAGACUGAAGGCCAAGCAGCACUCGAGCUUUGGAUACGCCAGCGUGCAGAACCCGGCCACGAACCUGAGCGCGUGUCAGUACGCCGUGGACAGGCCGGUGUGAGGGCGUCCACGCCCGCGGCCCCGAGUGAGACACCCGCCCGGGGCCCCCGGCGCGCAGCAGGGCCGGCGGAUCAGUUCGGCGUCAUUUGGGUGUCAUUUUUUUUUUUUUUUUUUUUGGAAGGGGAUGAACAUUAUUGUGACUCUUCCCUCCCACGCAGCGCACAACCGAAUCCAUUCAUUCUAUUCUGAGUGAUCCCACGGCUUCUUGUGGGGGGGCGGGGGUUUAUUUUGAAGUCGGCCACAGGAACAAGAGACUACUAUAUUAUUAUUUACUUUUUUCUUUCUUUUUCAAAAAGGGCACUAAAAACUGAACCACUGAAAAUAAUAUUUUAAGUUUUAUUCCAGGAUUUUUAUUUUUUAUUUUUUUUUGUCACCAUGAGGAUUUUAGUAUGGAAGCCCGUUUCCAACGCGAAAUAAAAAAAUACCCAAAUGGUAAUAAUUUUGUCAUUAAAAAAAAUCGAAAUUAUGGAAUAAAAAGUCAUAAUUAUGAGGUAAAGUCAAAAUGAUGAGAUUAAAAGGUCGAAAUUCUGAGGUUAAAAAUCAUGAUUAAGAGAUCCAAGUUACAAUUAUGAGAAAAAAGUGAAAAUUAUGAGAUAAAUGUGGCGAUUAUGAGAUGAAGUCAAAUUUAGAUAGAUUAGAUUAGAUUAGAUAGUACUUUAUUUAUUCCGUCAGGAGAGUUCCUUCAGGAAAAUUACAAUUUUCAGCACAAUCCCAUUCAAGAUCAGACAAACAUUACAGGGAGACAGAACAGGAUCGCUGACGGGUCUGCCGGCUUCCAGCGCCCCUUACAAAAAAGAUGACAUACAGGUAAACAGCGGGGGGGAUGGGAGAAAAGAAUAGAAGAUUAAACUAAAAUAAAUAAAAAUAAUGAUAAAAAUAAUAAAAAAAAUCGGUCUUAGCCUGGGCCGACUUAUGAGAGAACAAAUAAUUAUGAGAUGAAAAUGUCAAAAAUGAUGACACAAAAAGUCAUAAAUAUGAUUAAAAAGUCAAAAGAAUGAUAUAAAGAUUACAAUUAUGAUAUUAAGUCAAAAUUAUGAGAUAACGAGUAAUUAUGAGGUUAAAAGUCAUUAUUAUGAUACAAAAGUCAAAAUUAUGCGGUAAAAGACCAACAUAAUGAGAUAAAUGUAACAAUUAUCAGAUAAAGUCACAAUUCUGAAAUAAGUAAUUGAGAUAAUGUCAAAAAAUAUGAGAUAAAAAGUCAUAAUUAUGAUAUAGCAGUCAACAUUUUGACAUAAAAGGUCAAAAUAAUGAGAUAAAAGUAACAAUUAUGAGAUCAAAUCCAAAUGAAGAGAUAAAAAUGUAAAAAAAAUAUGACAUAGUCACAAUUAUGAUAUAGAAGUCAAAAUUAUGGCAUAAAAGGUAAAACAUAAUUAGAUCAAAGUAACAAUUAUGAGAUUAAGUCAAAAUUAAGAGAUAAGCAAUUAUGAGAUAAAAAUGUCCAAAAAGUAUGACAUAAAAAGUCACAAUUAUGAUAUAAAAGUCAAAAUUAUGACAUAAAAGGUAAAAAUAAUGAGAUAAAAGUAACAAUUGGGAGAAAAAAACGAGAUAAAAAGUCAUAAUUAUGAUAUAAAAAUCAAAAUGAUGAGAUAAAAGGUCAAAAUAAUGACAGAAGUAAAAAAAAUAUUACAUAAAAAGUAAAUAUGUCAAAAAUGAUGACAUAAAAAGUCAGAAUUAUAAUGUAAAAAGUAAUUACCAUGAGAUUAAAAAAAUCGAAAUUAUUAGAUAAAACGUCAAAAUGAUGAUAUAAAAGGUCCAAAACAAUGAGAUAAAGUCACAAUUAUAAGAUAAAAAGUAAUUAUGAGAUAAAAAGUUGAAAUGAUGAGAUGAAGUAAAAAUUAUGAGAUAAAAAUCGAAAUUAUGGAAUACAAAUAUCGCAAUAAUGAUAUAAGAGUCAAAAAUAUGUGGUACUAAGUCAUAAUGAUGACCAAAAAGUCAUAAUUAUAAGCAAUAUGAGAUAGAAAAUCCAAAUUAUGUGGGGGGGGGGGGGUCAUCUUCGCACAUUGAGGAGUGAAAAAGCUGGAAGUUUGUAUCGCAUCAUUUGGGCUUUUUAUAUCACAAAUAGGACUUUUUAAACUUACAAUCAUACACUUUUCCUAUUUUUGGACUAUCUCAAAACUUUGACUUUUCAAUCUCCGAAUUCUGAUUUACCAUUGUAGCAUUUUUUAAAUAUUUUUUGUAGUUUUUUGUCUGAAACGGGCUUCCAUAUUUGAGGCUUCUUCAACUCUUGUAAAUAUCCCAAGUAUAUAUCAUCUGCUGCCUCCCAAUGUUCGCCCCGGUUCGACUUAUUCACGCAUGUGAGAAAAGGGGCUCAUCAACCAGCCAGAAGAAAAAUAACAACAAUAAUAAGGAAUCAUGUUUUGCUUGCAAUCCAAAAAAAAAAAAAAAAAAAAAAAAAAGGGAAUGUAAAUACUAAAACGCACCGCAGUCGUGUGUUUCUAACAUAAUAUAAAAUGACUAUUAUUAUUAAUGUCUGUGUGAAUAUCGAUUUAGAAUAGCACUCCUAGAUUUAAAAAAAAAUGCAUUAAAAUGUUCCUGCAAAUGAUUUGCUCUGUGUAUACUAUUUGGUACGGAAUUAUGUUUUUUUUUUUUGUUUGUUUUUUUGUUCCAACAUCCAAAAAAAAUGUGUUUUAUUUAAUGGAAGUAAAUAUAUUGUUCAAAGCCA